AUGAUUACCAUACAGCAGAGUUCCGCUCCCAGGUGGACGGGCUUACUGCUACUGUUGGCGUUGUUUGGUUGUUUGUUCGAGUCAGCUGUUUCGGUCAAACACGAGAAUUUCAAGACUUGUGCACAGUCUGGCUUCUGCAGCCGCAAUCGUCAGUUCGCCGAUGAUGUCUCCGCCGCAAGCUCCUGGGUUUCGCCGUAUGCACUCGAUGCCUCAUCGAUCACUUUCAAGGACGGCCAAUUAGAUGCAGUUGUGCUGAAGACCCUCAAAGAUGGUCAAGAAUCUGUUCGACUGCCGCUCACUGUCACGUUCCUGGAGUCUGGUGUCGCGCGAGUGACCCUAGACGAGGAGAAGAGGGCCAAAGGCGAGAUUGAACUACGUCACAACAGCAAAGCAAGGAAGGAACGGUACAAUGAAGCUGGCAAAUGGGCUCUAGUCGGGGGUCUGAAAGUCGCGUCGGGCGCCUCAUUGAGUGCAGAGGCUGAACAAGGCUACACCAAGGUCGUCUACGGCAAGGCUGGAAAGCAUCAGGCUGUCAUUCGCCACGCACCUUUUGGGAUCGAGUUCCAAAGAGAUGGAGAAACUCAGGUCAAAUUCAACGAACGAGGUUUCUUGAAUGUUGAGCACUGGAGAGUUAAAGUUGAAAAGCCCAAGGAAGAGGAGAAGAAAGAAGGCGAAGAGGAGAGCAAAGAGGAGAGCAAAGAGGAGAAAAAGGAAGAAGAAAAUAAAUUCGAAGAAUCUGGUGAAGAUGAAAGCACAUGGUGGGAAGAAAGCUUUGGUGGUAACACCGACAGCAAGCCCAGGGGCCCUGAGGCUGUCGCUCUGGAUAUCUCCUUCCCAGGGUAUGCACACGUCUUCGGUAUUCCAGAGCACGCUACCCGACUAUCAUUGAAGACGACAAGGCUUUACAACGCUGAUGUUUUUGAGUACGAGAUGGACAGUCCCAUGACACUCUAUGGUGCUAUUCCGUUUAUGCAGGCCCAUCGCAAGGGUUCCACUGUGGGCGUGUUCUGGCUCAAUGCAGCCGAAACAUGGAUCGAUGUCACCAAGAAGCGCAAUACUGCGAAUCCUCUCGCACUUGGCGUCGAAGGCCACACUGAUACUCAAACCCAUUGGAUGUCUGAAAGCGGUCUCCUUGACAUUUUCGUCUUCCUUGGGCCAACCCCUCAAGAUCUCACUCGCCAGUAUGGUGAGCUGACUGGUUAUAGUGCUCUCCCGCAAUCGUUUGCCAUUGCUUAUCACCAGUGCCGAUGGAACUACGUUACCGAUGAUGAUGUCAAGGACGUCGACCGUCGAUUUGAUAAGUUCAACAUCCCGUACGAUGUCAUCUGGCUCGAUAUCGAGUACACGCAGGAGAAGAAGUACUUCACUUGGGAUCCCUUGACUUUCGUAAACCCAGACUCGAUGCACAAACAUCUUGACAAGAGCGACCGCAAACUGGUUGCAAUUAUUGAUCCGCACAUCAAGAACACUGACGACUAUCCCGUCAUCGAUGAACUCAAGAAGAACGACCUGGCGGUGAAGAACAAGGACAGUGACCAGUACGAGGGUUGGUGCUGGCCAGGAUCAUCUAUGUGGAUCGACUGCUUCAACCCAGCCGCUAUUAAUUGGUGGAAGGGUCUGUUCAAAUACGACAAAUUCAAGGGCACUGCGCCGAACACUUUCAUCUGGAACGACAUGAACGAGCCAUCUGUAUUUAAUGGACCCGAGACAACCAUGCCCAAAGACAACUUGCACCACGGCAACUGGGAGCAUCGAGAUGUGCACAACAUCAAUGGCAUGACCUUCCACAAUGCGACUUAUCAGGCUUUGAUCGAGCGCAAAAAGGGUGAGCAGCGUCGGCCAUUUGUACUCACCCGUGCGUUUUACUCUGGCAGUCAGCGUAGCGCUGCUAUGUGGACUGGUGAUAACCUGGCAGAGUGGGCUCACCUCGAGGCUUCCCUACCAAUGGUUCUGAACCAGGGUAUCUCUGGCUUCCCAUUUGCAGGUGCUGAUGUCGGUGGCUUCUUUGGUAACCCAAGCAAAGAACUACUCACCAGAUGGUACCAAGCUGGUAUCUACUACCCCUUCUUCCGCGGUCAUGCUCACAUCGACACUCGCCGUCGUGAGCCUUACAUCGCGGGGUCCCCCUACACCGAGAUCAUUACCCAGGCUCUUCGUCUGAGGUACCAAUUGCUCCCUGCCUGGUACACCGCUUUUCACGAAGCCUCAACUACAGGUGCACCUAUCAUCCGACCCAACUUCUAUGUCCAUCCGGAAGAUGAGGCAGGCUUUGCGGUCGACGAUCAGCUCUACAUCGGUUCAACUGGUCUCCUUGCCAAGCCUGUAACAAAAGAAGGCGCAGACAGUGUAUCUGUCUACAUCGCUGACGACCAGCCCUAUUAUGACUACUUCGACUUCACCACCUACUACGGCGCUGGUCACCACACGGUUCCUGCACCUCUCGAGAAGAUUCCCUUGCUCAUGCAAGGCGGACACGUUAUCCCGCGCCGUGACCGUCCGCGCCGUUCCUCAGGUCUCAUGAAGCACGACCCCUUCACAUUAGUCGUCGUUCUCGACAAAGAUGGCAACGCAGAAGGGACUCUCUACCUCGACGACGGCGAAACCUUUGACUACGAAUCAGGUGCCUUCAUCCACCGCCGCUUUUCAUUCGACGGGCAGCGACAAGUCUUCACGAGCACAAACCUCGACAACAGCCGCCGGACUUCGCAGUGCGAGAAGUACCUCAAGAGCAUGUCGAACGUGCGUGUGGAGAAGAUCAUCAUUGUUGGCGCACCAAAGGAAUGGCAGAGCAGGGGCGAGGUCGUCAUUAUGCAAGAAGGCGAAACGGAGAGCAAGAGGCGAAAGCCAGUGCCUUUGGAGUGGCAUGCGGCCGAAGGCAAGAAGACGAGCUAUGCGGUAGUAAGGGAUCCUAGAGUGUAUAUCACUAGGGGGUGGAAGAUUGAUUUUGGGGAUGCGGGGCAUGCGCAUCAUGGGCAUGAGCAUUGA
Molecule: messenger RNA, 2985 nt
Organism: Plenodomus lingam JN3
Lineage: Eukaryota; Fungi; Ascomycota; Dothideomycetes; Pleosporales; Leptosphaeriaceae
Source: RefSeq, a predicted model, not a curated record